AUGCCUACGUCCAAGGCUCCGCCGGCAAGGCAUCGCCUCACUUUGGCGCAAUUGUCGGCUUAUGAUGAUAUCUUGACUGAUGCGCUGGUGGAUCAUGUAUAUUACUGGACUACUGUUCCCAAGAAUCGCCCAUCCUAUCAUCCCUCGCGGGGUGUAUCAGAAGAUGCGAUAGCGAAGAUUAUUCAGGAUGAAGUGGUUCUAUGGCAGGAUAUGGCAGCGGCAGAAGAGAAACUACUUGCGACAGAUGGACUGAGGAGGUUUCUCAACUCGUUGAGGACGGACAAAGAAAAGGACGAUUUUAAACGCCAUUUGCGACGCUACUUGCAGAUUUAUCUGCCCGAUUGCCCUUGGGAAGUCAGCUCCACCAAUCGAUAUACGAUCGUAUCUCACGAGGCUAGCAUUACAGCCAGACGGUACAUCAAGCGCAACGAAUCAAUCAAGUACCUGUCCGGCAUUCAAGUCGUUAUUACAGCUGAGGAAGAGACGGAGAUUGCGGCACGCAAGAAGGACUUCAGCAUGGUAGUCAGCUCGCGGAGCAAAAGCACGAGCUUGUUCAUGGGCCCGGCUCGAUUCGCAAACCACGACUGUGACGCGAAUGCCAAACUAAUGACGACUAGCAACGCUGGGAUUGAGAUUGUUGCUAUACGGCCUAUUGAGGCUGGAGAGGAAAUCACUGUCACGUAUGGUGAGAGCUACUUUGGAGAGGAUAACUGUGAGUGUUUGUGUGGGUCGUGUGAGAAGGGGUUGAGGAACGGCUGGGAGCCUGAAGAGGGUGCUACCAUAGUCCAGGCAAGUGUGGAAGAGGACAGACCUGAGACGUAUGCUUUGCGACGCCGAAGACGAGAGGAUAGUGUUGGUGGAUCUCGCACUCCAUCUGUUACACCAGGUAUCCGACCGCGGGUUCUUAGAACCAAGGCCAAGAUCUCGCGACUCAGUAACGCGCACGACUCUUCUGCGGCUGCAUCACCAGCGCCAGGCACACCGAGCGGACGAAAGAGGAAUGCGGACGCAAUGGCAACGCCGCCUAUUACACCAGCUAAGAAACUCAAACACACCAUUGAGCCUGUACCAGACAUUCCCGUGUCGCGGGGCAGUUCUGUCAGUGGAAGUACGUCCUCAAGUAAUGAAGAAGCUAUCGAGACAGACGUCACUUCACCUGAGAAGGACAGCCCCGAACCGAUACCUGAAACUCCAAUGAAGGGGCCGGCGACUCUGCGGGAGGAGACCAACUCCCGCAAAGAGGGCGAUACAAUUACAGCUCUUGCGCCCUUCUCACCCGAAAGUGUGCAAUGUCAACAAUCACCACCAUCAUCCCAACCACUCAGGUCAGAGGCCAAUACUAUGUCAAUAUCUGCCAUUCUCAACACGCCGAGCAGUUCAGAGCGGGAAAUUGUUGUCCCCAUUUCGGUGAGCAUUGAGACUGUCGAAGUCACCGAGGUCGCUCUGGAAACCGAUGAAGCAGUACAGCCUCGGCGUAAGAACAGACGACGCAGUUUUACCAAGCAAGCAUCGCCCCCCGCCAAGAUGCGCACACCUGGCGAUUAUGUCCUGACACCCUUACUACUAUCCGAGCCGGAAAUGGCUUGGAUUCAAUGCACCAUUUGCAAUGAAUACUUUGUACAGCAGAACGCGUACUUUACCCGGUCGGCGUGUCCUAGGUGCGAACGACAUUCGAAGUUGUACGGGUACAUGUGGCCCAAGACGGAAAAGGCUGGGCCAUCGGACAAGGAAGAGCGAAUUUUGGACCACCGGCUUAUACAUCGAUUCUUAAACACAAAUGAUGAGCGCAAGGCCCGAGGCAGGAAGUGUCUGCCUGAGAGGGAGGAGACAGACGAGCCGAGUGAACCAAGUGAGCCUGAGAGAGGCAGGAGACUACAACGUGGUCCGGCCAAGAGGAAAGGUUCGAAUGAGGAAGUUCGCGACUUGGUGGUAGUUAAGAUCAAGGAAGAUGUAUCGGGCCUACGCCGGAGCGGGAGAGCGCGGAGGGUGAGCAGCAAGCUAGGCGAGUAG
Molecule: messenger RNA, 2010 nt
Organism: Pochonia chlamydosporia 170
Lineage: Eukaryota; Fungi; Ascomycota; Sordariomycetes; Hypocreales; Clavicipitaceae
Product: SET domain-containing protein
Exons: 2
Coding region: 1-2010 (669 amino acids)
Cellular component (GO): nucleus
Molecular function (GO): protein binding; histone H4K20 methyltransferase activity
Source: RefSeq, a predicted model, not a curated record